Molecule: messenger RNA, 1494 nt
Organism: Cetraspora pellucida
Lineage: Eukaryota; Fungi; Glomeromycota; Glomeromycetes; Diversisporales; Gigasporaceae
Source: the annotation of a GenBank genome assembly
AUGACAGAAAUAAAUAUUUUGUCUGAUAAUAAAGAAAGUAUUACAAAUGAAAGUGAUACAGAGAAUGAUAUAAUUGAAACAAACCUAAAAGUUGGUGAUAUUUUCAGAGAUUGGGAUGCUGUUGAUAAUGCAGUUAAUAUGUAUGCAAAACGAAAUAGAUUUGUUGUUAUUAAAUUUCAUAAAGACCUUGAUUCUGUUGAUAAAAAUAUUGUUCGUCAUCAUGUUUAUACUAUUGUAAUAGAUCUCACAAUAUUUGACAAUAGUCAUAACCAUGAAUGUGACCCAGUAACUAUAAAUCUAACAUCCAAAAACUCAUGUAUUCCUCAGAAGAUUUUGGUUAAAAUUGAACAUUAUACUAUUAAUGGUCAUUUGGGCACUGGACAACAAUAUGAUCUUCUUGUUAAAGAGUUUCUUCAAUACAUUAUUAAGAAGAAGGGCCUAUAUAAUGCAAUUCAAAAGUUUCGAGAAGUUCAGGUUCAUGAUGAGUUAGAUGCUUUAACAAUGUUUUUGUAUCUUAUGAAGUUAUGCAAUCAUGAUAAUGAUUAUGUAGUUGUUUCAUAUAAUGAUCUAGCAAUGACAGCUGCUAUUCAAAUUGCUUAUUCAAAUACUCGUUACUUGUUAUGCAUGUUCCAUAUAAUAGAAAAUGCAAAAUAUUCUACUGCAAAGGUGUUUACAGCAGGAGUUGAGGCAACUCAACAUGUUGAAGCUAUAAAUGGGAUUCUUAAAAAGCAUCUGGAUCGAAAGAACUUUAUUAAAGAAAUUAGUAAAGCAAUGAUCACAAUUGAUCAGAUUAAGGAAUUUGAUGUUGAAUCUACAGAUUUAGUUGAACAUAUUUAUAACACACCACAAAUUAGGCUACAUGAUCUUUUAUCUGAUAUAAAUAAUGAUGAAAUCCAAGAAAUUUGGGAAGUUUAUUAUAUUGCUACAAUGCUUUCAACUUCAAAGCUACAUUAUAUAGUAAUUCUUAGUGAUUCGACAUCACUUUUCUGGCCAGUUGAAACAACUAAUCAUAUUACGAUUUUUCAAAAAACAAAAACCUAUACUACUAAGUCAUUACAUUAUAUUAAUCAAAUACAAAUUGCAAAUAAUUAUACAUCUACUAUUAAAGAAAAUGUUAAUAAUAAGAUCAAAUUCAGUGCAACGAUGUCAGUGACAAAGAUUAGUAUUCAAUUUGCUGUGGAAGAAGGUGCUACACCAGAACUUACUGGUCUUUUUAUGGAAUUUAUCAUGAAAUAUCAUAGAAAUACUGAAUUGAAUAUAGAAGAAGUUCGUUACUUAAGUGAUAAAACUCAAAAAUCUCCAAACAAAUCAAAUCCAGAAUACUAUAAGCCAAAAAGUCAUCUUCCAAAGCAUUUCAAGUCUUUAACAGAAGAAAAUAAUGUUCAACAUAUAUCUUCAUCUUCCAAAAUCUGUAGUUAUUGUUUUGAAAAAGGUCACAAUAUUAAAGAAUACAAUCAAUAUAAGUCUGAUUUAGCUGAUAAGAAAAAUAAUUAG